CUGAUUUCAUUCCCCAGGGUUCCGACCGUUCGGGGCUCUCUCUUGUCGACUCGUUUCUUAACCCCUUCGUCUCUCGAUUCGACGUUCGGCCCCAAGAAGUCGUUCUCCCUCGAAAAGCCAGGAUGCAGGCCAACCUGUGGAACCUGAUGGCUGUGUCCAUGAAGCCAUCAUGUAUGAAGCGUGCUGUCAACCCCGUACUGGCAGCUGUUCAGCAGAGACGGUAUGCCAGUUCUUUGGAUGCCGACAUUGUUGUUAUCGGCUCUGGCCCUGGUGGCUAUGUAGCUGCAAUCAAGGCUGCGCAACUGGGAAUGAAGACAGUUUGUAUAGAGAAGGACCCAACGCUUGGAGGAACUUGCUUGAACGUAGGAUGCAUCCCAUCAAAGUCACUGCUCAACAACUCUCACUAUUAUCACAUGGCUCACAGUGGAGAUUUGGAUAACAGAGGAGUCAAGGUCUCUGGCGUGUCACUUGAUUUACCCAAAUUGAUGGAACAAAAGUCAUCUGUAGUCAAGGCCUUGACUGGAGGAAUAGCAGGACUAUUCAAGAAGAACAAAAUAGAACUGGUCAAAGGACAUGGAAAAAUAACUGGCAAAAACCAAGUAACUGCUCUUGGAUCAGAUGGUUCUACUGUAGCCACUGUCAACGCAAAGAACAUUCUUAUUGCUACAGGCAGUGAAGUCGCACCUUUCGCAGGAGUUGAAGUUGACGAGAAAAAAAUUGUUUCGUCUACUGGUGCACUCUCUUUGGAUUCUGUUCCUAAACGAUUGAUCGUUAUUGGUGCUGGUGUUAUUGGAUUAGAAUUGGGAUCAGUGUGGCAAAGGUUGGGAUCUGAUGUAACAGCUGUUGAGUUCAUGACGUCCAUUGGUGGUGUAGGCAUUGAUGGAGAAGUCAGUAAAACUAUGCAGAAAAUAAUGAGCAAACAGGGACUCAAAUUUAAACUAGGAACGAAAGUUACUGCAGCUGCUAAAUCCAACGGAGAGAUCCAAGUUGUUCUUGAAGACGCGAAAGACCCGAGCAAGAAAGAGACCGUGGCGUGUGAUGUUCUCUUGGUGUGCAUUGGAAGGAGGCCAUACACAUCAAAUCUUGGUCUUGAAGAGAUUGGAAUCGAACGGGAUGAGAAGGGAAGGAUACCCGUUAACAGCAGGUUCCAAACUGUAAUUCCUAACAUUUAUGCUAUUGGUGACUGUAUCCAUGGACCUAUGCUGGCACACAAAGCUGAAGACGAAGGCAUCAUCACUGUUGAAGGCAUUGCUGGAGGUGCCGUACACAUCGAUUACAACUGUGUGCCAAGCGUCAUCUACACGCAUCCUGAAGUAGCCUGGGUCGGUAAAUCGGAGGAAGAUCUUAAGAAGGAAGGUAUCGACUACAAGGUCGGCAAAUUCCCGUUCAUGGCUAACUCGAGAGCGAAAACAAACCUCGAGAUUGAUGGAUUCGCCAAAGUUCUGGCCGACAAGGCCACCGAUAAAAUCCUGGGUGUCCACAUGAUUGGGCCAGCUGCCGGUGAACUUAUCAACGAAGCUGUUCUCGCUAUGGAGUAUGGAGCGAGUGCUGAGGAUGUCGCUAGGGUCUGCCAUGCUCACCCGACCUGUGCGGAAGCUCUCAGAGAAGCGCACUUGGCAGCGUACUGUGGCAAACCAAUCAACUUCUAGGAAGUUACAGAAAAACUAAAAUACGCUGUAAAUCUCGGAAAGGCAUUGUAGCUCUAAAUCUAGUCUGCAUUGUGAGACGCUGCACUCCGAGUUAUUUGGGCAAAGUAGUCGUCGAUGUCUGAUCGCUAUCUACGUUGCCCUAUCAUCACUGCUAAUUUACGAAAGAGACAAAAGAAGAAAAAACUAAACCAGAACUGUAAAUAAGAUUGUUAGAUCACCUAUUUAAAUAAGAGACAGACGUCUCGUCACUAAUAGGUUUAUCAUUGUUCUUAUAAGCCUCGUAUUUAUUGAGAAUAAAUCGGUAGCCAUUACGUCUGUAAGGCGUAUGAGGCUGUGAAAAGUCCA
Messenger RNA from Nasonia vitripennis (jewel wasp), 1994 nucleotides. RefSeq names its product dihydrolipoyl dehydrogenase, mitochondrial. The record is from RefSeq and is a predicted model, not a curated record. The transcript has 7 exons. NCBI's taxonomy places the organism in Eukaryota, Metazoa, Arthropoda, Insecta, Hymenoptera, Pteromalidae. Gene Ontology annotation, molecular function: dihydrolipoyl dehydrogenase (NADH) activity; flavin adenine dinucleotide binding. Bases 123 to 1649 code for a protein of 508 amino acids. Gene Ontology annotation, cellular component: mitochondrion; oxoglutarate dehydrogenase complex.